UCAAGGCAUAGGCUACUAUAACAUCCGUCCCAUAUAUACCCAGUCCAUUCAGCCUGUCCUACCUGUGCUUCUUUUUCAAACAUUUGGAGCUGAAUGAGCUCUGCAGUCACACAGCAGGAAGGCCUCAGACCUCACCGAAGAGAUACGGAAGCAUCGUAUUUCCUGCCGGACCAAGAAAUGGAUCACUGGAAGAUCCAGCUCAUUGUUGUGACUUUUUGUGCUGUGGUGCAAACCUAUCAGGCGCUGUCUUCUAGUGUGGAAGAGGAGAGAGGGUUGUCUGAAGACUGGCAGGAAGAGUCACUGGAGGCAGGUCUGACCCCCCCGAUGGACCGUCUGAUGAAAAGAUCUAAAGCCCUCCGCUUCUACGGACUCAUGGGGAAACGCUCAGGUAUAAGGAAGCCUUUUAAAGUAGACAGACGAAACAAAGGAGAGACGUUUGUGGGUCUGAUGGGUAGAAGCAUUUCCAGUGGCAAAUCAUUAACCAGAAUAUUUCCGUCUGCGACAACCACUGCGCUCGAUGUUUCGGAGAAACCACACAAGCAAGGUAUGAUUGGAUCAGUAAAAAAACCUGAGGUUGUUUUAUUUCUAUGUGCAUUCUUACAGUGGCAUUGUUGUCUGCAUUCUUUUUUUAUUUUUAUAUUUAUUAUUCCAUCAUUUGGCAGGUUCAUCAGAGGAAUGGUUCCAAAUCCUGUAUUGAUGGAGCUAGAAAAAAAAAAAAAAGUACACAUUUUUAUGAGCUAUACAAUUUUACACCAACCAAAGAAGACGUUACCAUACAUCAUACUCCUCAAAAUACACUCUUGAUACGGUUUCAAUCCAUGCUAACAAUUAUUGUUUUAAGCCCAAACA
Molecule: messenger RNA, 849 nt
Organism: Etheostoma spectabile (orangethroat darter)
Lineage: Eukaryota; Metazoa; Chordata; Actinopteri; Perciformes; Percidae
Exons: 6
Coding region: 94-804 (236 amino acids)
Source: RefSeq, a predicted model, not a curated record